Messenger RNA from Penicillium atrosanguineum, 6246 nucleotides. RefSeq names its product nonribosomal peptide synthase SidD (gene sidD). The coding region runs from base 1 to 6246 and encodes 2081 amino acids. Gene Ontology annotation, cellular component: cytoplasm. Lineage: Eukaryota; Fungi; Ascomycota; Eurotiomycetes; Eurotiales; Aspergillaceae. Gene Ontology annotation, biological process: amino acid activation for nonribosomal peptide biosynthetic process; secondary metabolite biosynthetic process. The transcript has 2 exons. The record is from RefSeq and is a predicted model, not a curated record. Gene Ontology annotation, molecular function: catalytic activity; phosphopantetheine binding.
AUGGGAUUCAUAUCUGUCGAGAGCGCGUACGGCCUCGGUGAGUCGAGAAAUGGACUUGUGAUUGAACCUGUCGAGGCGGAUAGCGACGGGCUUCGGUCUUUCGAAGUCGCGGGGCUCGCGUCGAAGGCACCAACAUCCACGGGCAUGGACGAGAAGAUUGUGCUGGUAUCCUGGCUCCUAGUUCUUUUGCGUACCCAGGAAGAUGGUCGCGUCUCCUUUGAUUGGACUUAUAAGGGCCAAGAGGAUGGAGUUAAACUGGAGCCAGUGAACAGUCUUUCCUCAGAUCAAGUAAUGCCAAAUCUACAAAGUAAUAUUGGACAAGUCGCCGCGGCGAUUUUCAGUCAGAUUGAGAAGGUCGCAUCGAGCCCGCGACCUCCUUCUUCACUUAUACUGAGCACCAGCUCUCUGUCGCAAACACCAGAGGGCAUGGAUGAAGGUGUUCUGCAUCUUGAAGUUCGUUUCAACCAAGAUAAUCUCAAGGUCCGACCAGUAUGGCAGAGUAACAACAUCCUGCCUUAUGCAGUAACCCGCCACAUUGAAACACUGGUCGAUACGGUCAAGGCAUACAUUUCGAAUUCCGAUGCCUCCGUCGAAGACAGUAUUCGUCCGAGCGCACAUGAUUUGGACCAUCUUUGGGGCUUGAACUACGAUCUGCCGCCAUACCACGACUUUUGUAUGCACGAGGUUUUCUCCGGAGUAGCCCGGAAAUUUGCCGAUAAAGAGGCAAUUUCAUCUUGGGAUGGCGGUUUGACUUAUGGCCAAAUCGACCGUUACUCAUCAUUUUUGGCAAAAGAGCUCCAAGAUUCGGGUGUUAAGCUCCACGACUUUAUUCCUGUGUGCUUUGAGAAGUCACGAUGGACGAUCGUUGCGGUGCUUGCCGUGAUGAAGGCAGGGGGAACUCUUGUCAUGAUGGACCCGACACUCCCGCUGGCGCGUCUCCAGAAUAUGGCAAAGCAGGUAGGGUCGAACGCUAUGGUGUCAUCUCGCAUGCAAUAUGACCUGUCAAUGGAGAUUUUGCCGGACGGAAAGCAUUUUGUGGUGGAAGAAGAGGAGCAGGCCAAACUCUCUUGUUCGGAGCCUCUGCCAGAACUCCCAACUGUCCCAUCCACUGCUUUGAUGUACCUUAUUUUCACAUCUGGCAGCACAGGUACUCCUAAGGGAGUCAAAAUCUCCCACGGAACCUAUACAAGCAGUGCUUUCCCCAGAGCGAAGGCUGUUGGAUAUAAUGAGAACUUGCGUGUUCUCGAUUUUGCGUCUUAUGCCUUCGACGUCAGCAUUGACAGCAUGCUCUUGACUUUGGCCAACGGUGGCUGUCUAUGUAUUCCUUCCGAUGAAGACCGACUCAAUGACAUCAACGAAGUGAUUCGGAAUAUGAAGAUCAACUACGCAGGUAUUACUCCCUCGGUUGCUCGUAUCUUGGACCCGGAUGUCAUUUCAUCCCUCGAAGGUCUUGGUCUUGGAGGAGAGGCUGCUUCGGCCACAGAUGUCACGCUUUGGGGCAAGGAUACCAGAAUUAUCAUCGGCUAUGGUCCCUGCGAGUGCACUAUUGGAUGCAAUGUCAACAGCAGUGCUGCUACCGGAAGAGACUACGUCUCCAUUGGCCCCGGCAAUGGAGCUUCCGUCUGGAUUGUCGACCCUAAUGAUCACGAGCGACUUAUGCCCGUUGGUGCGGUUGGAGAGCUCCUCGUUGAGGGUCCAAUUGUCGGGCAGGGAUAUUUGAACGAUGACGAGAAGACUGCCAGUGUUUUCAUCGAAGACCCAUCGUGGCUUGUUGUAGGCUACAAAGGCUUUGCUGGUCGUCGAGGCCGUCUCUACAAGACUGGAGAUCUGGGCAGAUACGAUCCUGAUGGUUCAGCAGGUAUCAUCUUCGCUGGAAGAAAGGACACCCAGGUCAAGCUUCGUGGACAACGUGUUGAGCUUGGCGAAAUCGAGAGCCAGCUUCAGGCCCGUCUGCCUUCGGGCACCACUGUAAUUGCGGAGGUCAUUACGCCUCAAGGGCCCGGUGGCCAGGCUACACUGGUGGCAUUCAUUGCGUGCCAGUCCACAAAGGGAGAUGCAACCACGGAACUUGCAUCUGUUCCGAUGGAUGACCUGCGCACCACAAUCUCCGAGGCAGAUGCAAAAAUCGCCAAGGUCCUGCCGCGGUACAUGGUUCCCACUGCCUAUAUCCCAGUGAAUUACAUACCCACUCUCAUCUCGGGAAAGACGGAUCGCAAGCGUCUUCGAGCUCUCGGAACGACAGUUGAUCUACGUCAGUUGGACCAAGCCUCCACAAGCGCUGCGGCCAGGCCACUGAACGACCUCGAGCUGCGAUUGCGACGGGCUUGGAGUGAGAUUUUGAAGAUUGACGCUAAAUCAAUUCGCCUCGAGGACAACUUCUUCGCUCUGGGAGGUGAUUCCUUAGGGGCAAUGAAACUGGUGUCUGUCUGCAGAGGCCAAGGUCUUGAUCUAUCCGUCAUCGGCUCUUUUGGCCAUCCCACACUCUCAGCGAUGGCUGAAGUUGUCCACACCAUUGACUCGGAAAUGCAGACAGACACAGCAGCAUUCUGCAUGAUUUCUCAGUCUGUUGAGAGCGCAUGCAUUGAAGCUGGGCAGAUUUGUGGAAUGGACCGGUCAGCCGUUGAAGAUAUCUAUCCAUGCACACCCACGCAAGAGUCCCUGUUUACCUUUUCACUUAAGUCUUUCGAGUCCUAUGUUGCCCAGAGAGUCUCCACCAUUCCGUCAUGUAUCAAAAUCGAUGCUUGGAAGAAGGCAUGGGAGGACGUGGUUGCCGUAAGCCCUAUUCUGCGCACCCGCGUGGCUCAGCUUCAGGAUCCAGGUCUUCAGCAGGUUGUUCUCAAGGAGUCCAUCUCCUGGAGGCAUUCUUCCGACUUGAAGCAAUAUCUGGAAGAUGACAGGAAUGAAAGGAUGCACUUUGGUGAUAGCCUUGCUCGCUAUGCCAUCGUUAAUGAUUCAACUGAUGGCAAGCAAUACAUGGUGUGGACCAUUCACCAUGUUGCUUAUGAUGGAUGGUCAGAACCUGUGAUUCUCGAAAAGGUCAAGAGCUCUCUCAAGAAUCAAUCUAUUGAAAUGCAGACACAGAUGAAAGACUUUGUCAAGUGGUUCCAUGACACGGAUCAAGUUGCCAUGCAAGAGUUCUGGCGCCGAGAAUUGAAGGGUGCUGUCGGACCUCAGUUCCCUCGCCUUCCCUUCCGUGACUACUUGCCAACCCCAACAGGAUUUGCUGAGCAUAGUAUUCCUCUGGAAACAGCUGCUGGGUCUCCCUUCACUCUGGCCACGCUGAUCAGAGGUGCAUGGGCCCUUGUGGCAUCGCAGUACACCGGAAGCGACGAUGUUGUCUUCGGUGAAACGCUUACAGGUCGUGACAUUCAGCUACCUGGUGUCGAGAAUGUGCUUGGUCCACUCAAUGCGACCAUUCCUAUUCGUGUCCAUGUCAAUCGGAAGAACUCUGUCGAGUCCUAUCUCCAGAGUGUUCAGCAAGCCAUCUUGGCUCGGACCCCUUACCAACACAUGGGAAUGCAAUUUAUUCGCAAGGUCAGCCGAGAUGCCCAGCAUGCAUGCGAGGCAGGCACUGGCCUGGUAAUUCAACCUGAACCUGAGUAUGAGGUCAGCGAGCUUGGCUUCCAGCAGGGAGAUCCUGCGCGCGAGGCUCUCCACUUCAACCCCUAUCCGCUCAUGCUGGCAUGCGGUAUUCGGAAGGGAGGCUUUAGAGUCUGCGCAAGCUUUGAUACUGGUCUGAUCAAAGAAUCUCAAAUGCAGCGCAUUCUAGUUCAGUUGGAGACGGCUUGCUCUCAGUUGAACAAAGAUCUUACCAGGAAAAUUGACCAGAUUUCUUGCUUGCCGGAAGCAGAGUUGAACCAGAUUUGGCGCUUGAAUGAACUCCCACCCUUGUCUCUGGAUGACGUAUCUGGAAAACUUCGUGCUGAUGCUACUAUCAAGCAAGGAUCAGUGUAUCCUAGAGCAUUGGUGCCUUGGGUAUGCGACCCACGGAACCCAGGUCUUCUGUUGCCUAUUGGCUGUGUCGGUGAGCUCUUGCUUGAAGGCUCCUUGCUCUCGGGUCAGACUAUUGAGUCACCCCUUUGGCUUUCUUCUGGAAGUUCUGAGGUUGCGGGCCGCUCUGGAAGAAUACAAUCGACGGGUGACAUUGUUCAGUUGCAAGAAGACGGCAGUCUGGUAUUCGUCGGCCGCAAGGAGAACAUUGUGCCCGUCCAUGGUCAUGCAGUGGAUAUGUCGGAAUUUGAGACUCAGUUUGCACGACACCUUCCGGCAUCAACUCGCGCUGCUGCUGCCAUUUCCAAAUCCUCGUUAGAGUCGGAGCUGAUCAUCUUUAUUGAGAAGCAACAUUCUCAAGAAGAGACUGUCAAUGUCAUGUUGGCCAGCCAAGAAAUUGUUGACGAGUCAGAAUCACAGCAAGUCGAAGCAACUAUCUGCUCCACUAUUCCUAUCAGCCUUGCGGCAGCAAUCAGGAAGCUUGACAAGUUCAUUCGUGACGAUCUUCCGUCACACAUGGUCCCCUCUGCAUACGUCGUGGUUGCAGAGAUGCCAACUUCAAAAGGACAGAUUGACCAGGGCCUUUUGAGCCAGGUUGCCUCCAAAAUCCCCAAGAAUGUUCUCGCUGAGCUUCAAGAAGGCUUCAAGGAUGCAUGGAAGAGGGCCUCAGCGCUUACAAACCUAUCAGCUUCGGAAAGCAUUCUUCAGGCUGCCUGGGCCAAGAUACUUGGGCUCAGCCAGGACCAGAUUGACGUUGAUGAUAACUUCUUCCGUCUUGGUGGUGACUCCGUUCUUGCAAUGAAACUUGCUUCCACUCUCCGUUCCCAAGGGCACAUUUUGUCUGUCGCCGAUAUUUUCCAGCACAUGCGCCUCGGCAAUGCGGCGAAGAUCUUGAAGGUUGGACAGACGGCUCCAGCUAAUAUUGAGCCCUAUAAACCAUUCUCCUCCCUGGGUUCAAUCAAGAAGGAUCAAUUUUUGUCUGAGGUUGUUCUACCCAAGCUUGGAAACUCAUCCUGGUCUGUUCAGGAUGUGCUUCCUGUGACAGCUUCCCAGGCCUUUGAUGUCCAGGGAACCUUCCAGAUACCCCGUACAGCUGUUCAAUACACAAUGUUGUACUUCAACAGCGGCAUCUAUCUCAAGCAGCUGCUCCGUGCGUGCGGUGAUCUCGUCAAGACUCACGAAAUUUUGCGCACUGUCUUUAUCGAGAACGACUCAACCUUCUACCAAGUUGUCUUAAGCGAUCUCAAUAUUCCUGUUACAAUGCAUGCGACUGAUACGGACCUCGAACAAUUUGUUGCCGAUAUCUGCGCCGACCAAACGGACUCCGACUUUCACCUAGGAUCACCUUUCUUCAAGAUGCACCAUGUCGAGGGCAACAAUGGCCGAGAGUGUCUUGUUCUGGGGCUGUCUCACGCCCAGUACGACGGAGUGUCUCUUCCCAGACUGCUGCAAGACCUGGAGACCUUGUACACCGGAGGAAAGGUGGCUGACUUCGAGCCUUUUUCCUCUUACUUGGCUUGGACGACCACUGAAAGCGUCCAGAUCAAGGCAGUCACCUAUUGGCGCAGCCUCCUGCACGACUCAAACCUAUCAGUUCUCCCCGGAACUACAACGCAACCCGGAGACAAGGGUACAUUCCAGACAAAGGCUGUCGAAAACUUCAAGCCCGUGGAGGAAAUUACCACUGCAAACAUUCUCACUGCGGCAUGGGCCCUUUUGCUGGCUCGCCGUCUCCAAAAGCCGGACAUUACAUUUGGCAGCGUCACAUCGGGCCGCAUGAUAGAUCUACCUAACGCAGAGACCAUCCAGGGACCAUGCUAUCAGCUGACCCCAGUUCGAGUCCCUUUCCAAAACCAGUGGACAGCUAUCGACCUUUUGAACUUUGUUCAGAAGCAAAGUGCACAGUCUGUUGCUUAUGACUUCCUCGGUUUCGAGAAGAUCUCUAGCGAAUGCGCACAGUGGUCGUCAGAGGCUGCCGGUUUUGACUCCCUUGUUCACCACCAAGACUGGGAUGAUUUCGAUACCAUGCCAUUUGCCGGUAGUAGCUGCAAGGUAGAUAUUUCCAACCCGCAUGGAGACUCUCCCAGCCCCUUUAAGGUUGUUUCUUUUAUGAAAGAAGAGAAGAUGCAUGUUGGUGUUGUUGGAAGUGAGAGAGACUCCGCUUUCGCAGGCUCGAUUCUCAAGGAGCUGGCUGCUAUUGUUGAAGAGAUUACUACGCACCAUGAGGCUACUUUGCUUGGUGGUCAGCUCUUCUAG